Sinocyclocheilus rhinocerous is the source of this 11386-nucleotide messenger RNA. Its product is annotated as chromodomain-helicase-DNA-binding protein 9-like. Lineage: Eukaryota; Metazoa; Chordata; Actinopteri; Cypriniformes; Cyprinidae. The record is from RefSeq and is a predicted model, not a curated record. Gene Ontology annotation, molecular function: ATP binding; protein binding.
ACGUCAGCAGCCCUGGAACCGCUGAGGUCGCCCAGCCGCGAUAUUAACUACGCCAAAAACUUCGCUAUUUUAUCUCUCCGUAAAUGAUCGCGCUGUCGCCUUAGGAUUUGGCUUCGUUUGGACUGUUGCUGUUCUUGGUGAUGGACACACAGCAGUUCAACAAACUCUGAUAGUCUUUAGCUCCCUAUUGCAUCCAGCAGCCCUGUCUUAGGGGCCGCUGAGGGGGCAGACACUUAAUGCACUGAACUCAAACAAUGACUGACCCCAUCAUGGACUUCUUUGAUGACCCUAGCAUAUUUGGGGGAGGGCUUGACAGCUUAGUCCAGGAUGAUCCAGGGUUUACCUCAGGGACUGUGUCUUUGGAUGAUGAACUUCACCUGGGUCCUAGUUUGGAGCCUCUUCAGGUGGAUGCAGGGUCCAGAUCUUCUGCCAUCCAACAUGGGAUACCCUACAGUCAACCUAUGACUCAUUUUGACACUAUGAAGGCACAGACCUCAAUGGAACAGUCCUUUCCUGGUACAGAAGGAGGUGGCAAUGAUGGAAGAGCAUUUUUGCCACAGCAACAAUCAUUUCAAGGGCAUACUAUGAACGAUGUCCCCCAGACCAAUGGACUGUUUCUUCACAACAGCCCCAUGUGGGGAAACCAUGAUCAGAAAGGGAAUAACUACCAUCAGCACAAUCAACACCAUCAACAAAUUCAUCAUCAACAACUUCAACAUAAACAACUUCAGCAGCAGCAACAGUUUCAGCUGCAUCAAGCUCAACAUCAGCAGUACAGUCAGCAGCAUCAACAUCUUCAGCAGAGACAGCACAGCCGCAAUCAACACCCAAUCUCAGACCAGCUGCAGCUCCCUCACCAACAAAUAGCCCAUCAAGGCUUGCAUCAUAUUGGCAAGACCUAUCAGGAACAUACUGGUUUUUACUAUGAGAGCAGCAUCCCUCAAAAUCAUUCUCAGCACGGCCACCAUAACUCCCUCAAUAUAGAGGGUAGCCCCUUUCACCCUAUGGUUGAGGCCUCAAUGAUGUCUGGGUCUUCUCAGCAACACGGUGGCUUUCAGAUAGCCCAGGGGGUUCAAGGUUUUACUACAGGUCCGAGGUUAGAAGACAAUGACCUGGCCUUCCCUGUCCAGUCUUCCCCUGCAACCCAUUCUUUCCCAACUGACUCUGUUAGCCAUGCUUCAUCCUAUCCUACUGCUCGUUACACUCUGACUGCUCAGCCUCUCCCUAUAGUAAAUGCAACUCAGUCUUACUCCUCUACCCCAAUCUCUAUGACAACCUCUUCAGUGGCCAUCUCAUCAUCAGCUUCAAACCUUUUGGAUACUGGUUGUCCUUUCCUGUCUAAUUCUGGAAGGGAACAUCAGCAGCAACAAGUCCACAUGCCUGGCAAUCCAGCACAUCGGUGCCCCUUAAAUAGCUCCAAAUCAGACCAGGAUCCCUUCCGCUCUUCUAAGGUGUUCCCAGAUGGUCUGAACGUGUUCGCUGCAGACUGUCCAUUCUCUACGGCAGAGCGAAGGAACCAUGAUGUACCUGGACCUUUGGUUACAAGCCAAAGCGUAAGCAGCAGUAAUGGGUUUCAGGCACUUGAGGAGGUCUUGCUUGGACAGCAGCAUUGUCACAGACUUGACCUGGGUGAAGCUCCUGACCUUUUAGGGGAUGUGCUGUUGCCUCAGCUGGAGGCACUAGACCAGGAAGAGAGCUCCAAUCACUCUUGGAUAAACGCAGGACUUGAGAAUGACCAAGAAGAUGUGAAGGACGAGGAAGGCAUGGAGGAUGUGCCAGUGGUUUACAAUGCACAGCCUCCUAAGAACACUAAUGGUUCCAACAGCCAGCUGCGGGUACUCAGCCCACCAGUAAAGAGCAGCUCCUCUUCUUCCUCUUCAUCAUCCUCAUACAUAUCCGUGUCAGAGAAGCGGGUGCAGAAGCGACAGCAGCAGCAACAGCAGAUGGAGUCGCCCCUAUCCGACGAUAAACAACAGAAGGCCAAUCAAAUCAUCUCUGAGGCCAUCGCCAAAGCACGAGAGAGGGGAGAGAAAAAUAUUCCAUGCAUCAUGAAUCCCGACAGCUUCCCGUCUUCGUCGUCGCAGCACCGCAGUCACAAGGCCGGUUCUUCCAAGUCCAGAGGCAAGGAUAAAAGCUCCAAGAAGGCCCGGAUUGUGACGUCAUUCAAGCCCAAGCAAAAGGCUCAAAUUGGGAAAAUCGUUAUAAAGCUUGGAAAGAAGAAGCGAAAGAAGACAGAUUCCUCUGAAGAGCUGUCUGACAAUGACAGACCAACUCGACGAUCUUCUAAAGAUGAUGAUUCGAAGCGGCGUUCGAACCGGAAGGUCAAGAGGAAGAAGUAUGAGGAUGAUGAUGAGGCUCGAUUGUCUGAUGAAGAAAUGAAGGUCAUCGUCAAAGCCAAGAAGAGCAACUCCAAUGCUCACAAACAGCCUGCAGUGCAACUGUUUGUGGAGAACCCUGCUGAGGAAGAUGCUGCUGUGGUUGAUAAAAUCAUGGCAUCUCGUGUGGUGAAAAAAGAGGUUUCUCCUGGGGUGAUGGUAGAAACCGAAGAGUAUUACGUCAAGUACAAAAACUACUCAUAUCUUCACUGUGAGUGGGCGACGGAGCAGCAUUUAGAGAAAGACAAGAGGAUCCAGCAGAAAAUCAAGCGCUUCAAGAUCAAACAGGCGCAGAAAGCACACUUCUUUGCUGAUAUGGAGGAGGAACCAUUCAAUCCUGACUAUGUAGAAGUGGACAGAGUUCUCGAGGUCUCAUACUGUGAGGACAAGGACACCGGAGAGCCGGUGGUGUAUUACCUGGUGAAAUGGUGCUCAUUGCCGUAUGAGGACAGCACAUGGGAGCUGAAGGAAGAUGUAGACCAGACUAAGAUCAAAGAGUUCAAAAAGCUGCAGGCAGCAAAACCACACACCAACAGAGUGGAACGUCCACCGGCGAGUCACUGGAAGAAGCGGGGGCAGUCACGAGAGUAUUGUAAUGGAAACUGUCUCAGGGAUUACCAGCUGGAGGGGGUCAACUGGCUUCUCUUCAACUGGUACAACAGGCGUAACUGUAUUCUGGCAGAUGAGAUGGGUCUGGGAAAAACCAUCCAGUCCAUUACGUUUCUGGAUGAGAUCUGUCGCAUAGGGAUCAAGGGGCCUUUCCUCAUCAUCGCCCCUCUCUCUACCAUCGCUAACUGGGAGAGAGAGUUCAGAACCUGGAUGAACCUCAACGUCAUCGUGUACCAUGGCAGUGUGGUCAGCAGACAGAUGCUCCAGCAGUAUGAGAUGCACUUCAGAGAUGCUCAGGGUCGUGUGAUAAGAGGUGCUUACCGGUUUCAGGCAGUCAUUACAACAUUUGAGAUGAUAUUGGGAGGCUGUCCAGAACUUAACGCAAUAGACUGGCGCUGUGUCAUCAUUGAUGAAGCCCAUCGGCUCAAAAAUAAGAACUGCAAGCUUCUGGAGGGCUUCAAACUUAUGAGCCUGGAACAUAAGGUUUUGUUGACGGGCACUCCACUACAAAACACAGUAGAAGAACUCUUUAGUCUGCUGCACUUCCUGGAGCCGACCCGCUUCCCUUCUGAAAGCACCUUCAUGCAGGAAUUCGGAGACCUCAAGACUGAGGAGCAGGUCCAGAAACUCCAGGCCAUCCUAAAACCAAUGAUGCUGCGGCGUCUUAAGGAAGACGUGGAGAAGAAGUUGGCCCCUAAAGAGGAGACCAUCAUUGAAGUGGAGCUCACCAACAUCCAGAAGAAAUACUACCGCGCCAUACUGGAGAAGAACUUCUCAUUCCUGGCUAAAGGAGCUGGCCAAGCCAACGUCCCAAACUUGCUCAACACCAUGAUGGAACUGCGGAAAUGCUGCAACCAUCCCUACCUCAUCAAAGGGGCCGAGGAGAAGAUCUUGGAAGACUUCAAGGAGGUGUAUAGCCCCACAGCCGUAGAUUUCCACCUGCAGGCUAUGAUUCAGUCAGCAGGUAAACUCGUUCUAAUUGACAAGCUGCUCCCCAAGAUGAAGGCCGGUGGACACAAAGUGCUCAUCUUUUCUCAAAUGGUGCGCUGCCUGGACAUCCUGGAAGACUACCUCAUCCAGAGAAGAUACCUCUAUGAGCGGAUAGAUGGCCGUGUGCGUGGGAACCUCCGUCAAGCAGCUAUAGACCGUUUCAGUAAACCAGACUCCGAUCGAUUCGUCUUCCUGCUGUGUACUCGAGCAGGUGGGCUCGGUAUUAACCUCACAGCUGCCGACACCUGUAUCAUCUUUGACUCUGACUGGAACCCUCAGAAUGACCUGCAGGCCCAGGCUCGCUGCCACAGGAUUGGUCAGAAUAAAGCAGUUAAAGUAUAUCGACUAAUCACGCGUAACUCAUACGAGCGAGAGAUGUUCGAUAGAGCCAGUCUGAAGCUGGGAUUGGAUAAAGCGGUGCUUCAAAGCAUGAGUGGACGAGACAACAGUCUAGGAGGAGGAGGGCAGAUGCAGCAGCAGCUCUCUAAGAAGGAGAUUGAGGACCUUCUGCGGCGUGGAGCUUAUGGUGCCAUCAUGGACGAGGAAGAUGAGGGGGCUAAAUUUUGUGAAGAGGACAUUGACCAAAUCCUGCAACGCAGAACCAAGACCAUCACUAUUGAAUCUGAGGGUCGGGGCUCCACCUUUGCCAAGGCCAGUUUUGUAGCUUCAGGGAACAGAACAGACAUCUCUCUGGAUGACCCCAACUUCUGGGACAAAUGGGCCAAGAAAGCAGAGAUUGACAUGGAUACAGUCAAUGGCAGAAACAGUCUGGUGAUCGACACCCCUCGUGUCAGGAAACAGACCCGGCCGUUCAGUGCUACUAAGGACGAGCUGGCCGAGCUCUCUGAAGGGGAGAGUAGCGGAGAUGACAAACCCAAACUCCGCCGGCCACAUGACCGCCUAAACAGCUAUGGCCGCACAGAGUGCUUCCGGGUAGAAAAAAAUCUGUUGGUGUAUGGGUGGGGCCGCUGGAAGGAUAUCCUGGCUCACGGGCGCUUUAAGCGACAGCUGAGCGAGCGUGAUGUGGAGUGUAUAUGCAGAGCACUCCUGGCAUACUGCCUCGUUCAUUACCGUGGAGAUGAUAAAAUCAAAAGCUUCAUGUGGGAUCUGAUCGCUCCCACAGAGGACGGCAGGACCAAGGAACUUCAGAACCAUUUGGGUUUGUCGACUCCAGUACCACGAGGCCGUAAAGGAAAGAAGAUGAAGAUUCAGUCUAGCUCAUUUGAUAUCCAGAAGGCAGAGUGGAUCCGAAAACACAACCCAGAACACAUGUUGUCUGAUGAUGGGUACAAGAAACACCUGAAACACCACUGCAACAAGGUGCUGCUGAGGGUCAGAAUGCUGUACUAUCUGAAACAAGAGGUGAUCGGAGUACAUUGCCAAAAAGUACUGGAUGGGGCAGAUGUCAGUGAGAUAGAGAUCUGGGUUCCUGAGCCGGAUCAUUCAGAGAUGCCUGCUCUGUGGUGGGACAUGCUCUCGGACAAAUGUCUGCUGUUAGGAGUCUUUAAGCACGGUUAUGAGAAGUACAACACUAUUCGUGCAGAUCCAGCACUGUGUUUCAUAGACAGGGUUGGGCGGCCGGACGAGAAGGCCAUCGCUGCUGAGCAGAGAGGAAAUGACUUUAUGGAUGGAGAUGUGGAUGACCCUGAGUAUAAGCCUGCUCCAGCUUUGCUGAAGGAUGAUAUGGAGGAUGAUGCUUCCUCCCCAGGAGACCUGGUCAUCACUGAUACAGGCGGAGAAGGAGGUUCUGUAUUAGAUGGUGGCGGUGGGACUUUGGGUGCUGGCUCAGGGAUGUACUGGCCCUCAACCUCUGCGCUGACGGCCCGACUGCGGCGUCUGAUCACCGCAUCUCAGCGCUUCACCAAGAGCAGACAGAUACUUCAGAUCCACCAGACACAGCAGACCAUGACCCCUGCCCUCUACCCUCUGCCCCCCAUGCUCAGCGACACACUCAGUCCCAAAAUUGCUGCUAAAAUUGAAAGACAACAGCGGUGGACGCGUAGAGAGGAGGCAGAUUUCUAUCGUGUGGUUUCAACAUUUGGGGUAGUGUUUGAUCCAGAUUUGGGCCGUUUUGACUGGACCAAGUUCAGAGCCAUGGCUCGACUGCACAAGAAAACUGACGAGAGUCUACACAAGUACCUGUGUGCCUUUAUUGCCAUGUGCAGGAGAGUCUGCCGCCUACCCGCUAUAGAGGGAGAUAUGGUGGAUUCCUCUCUUGCUAUACAACCUAUCACAGAGGAGCGUGCCUCCCGUACCUUAUACAGAGUGGAGUUGCUGCGGAAGAUAAGAGAACAGGUGUUGCGUCACCCGCAGCUUUAUGAGCGUCUCGCACUGUGCCAGCCAGGACCGGAUCUUCCAGUGUGGUGGGAAACAGGAUCCCAUGAUCGGGAUCUUCUUCUUGGGGCAGCCAAACACGGAGUCAGCCGAACAGAUUACCAUAUCCUACGUGACCCGGAUCUCUGCUUUAUGGCGGCACAGAGGAACUACAGCCAGAACAAGGGAACUGCAGCACAAGUCCAAGCCCAGAAUCAGACACCUUCACUGGGACAAUGUCACAUCCCAACCCCCCUCCAGCACAUUCAGGCUAAAGAGGCUUCUGCUUCACCACUCCCAAACCAAACUGAAAUAAAGGAGGAGCCACUGUCAGAGGGAGAGGAAGAGAGUGGAGAGCAAGAUCCCAAGAUGGAGACACCCUCUAUCAGACCACCAACACCUUCAGGAGUGGAUGAGAAAGAUGACAUCCACAAAGCGGGAGAGAACGAGAGCCGGAUGGUGGCAGCCAGAACAAAACCGCUCACUCCAAACUCAGUAACUCGAAAACAGAAGAAACUGAGUAAGCGGAGCCGCAAAGAGGCCAGGAGGGGGUCGGGAGCAGACUCAGACGGCUCCUCAUCCAGCUCUUCGUCGAGUUCUUCAUCAAGAUCUUCUUCCUCAUCCUCGUCUUCGUCACGGUCUGGAUCAAGUUCCUCGUCUUCGUCUUCCUCCUGUUCUUCAGGCUCUUCGUCUUCUUCAUCAUCAUCCACAUCUUCAGAAGACAGUGACAGUGAGGAGGUACCAAAGAACGCAUCAACAGUGCCUGGUGUUAAAGGCUUUGACGAAGACAGCGUUGCCUCACUCAACAUUACACAAGAUGACAUGCAGGACAGUCAUGUGACCAACGGUAUCUCUAACCCUCCCCACCCUUUCCAGGGAGGUUAUAUGCUUGCUGCCUCCUACUGGCCAAAGGACCGUGUCAUGAUAAACCGUUUGGACAGUAUAUGUCAGGCAGUGUUGAAAGGGAAAUGGCCAGGGGUUCGUCGUGCAUACGAAGGCAAUGCAGUGACUUCUUUCUACACCACCAAACUCCUGGACAACACAUCCACGCUCACAGAAGACCCUUCAGCCUCCCCUCAGGGUUCAAAGGUGAAGAAGCAUGUUGCAGACAGAGAAAAGGAGUUCUCAGUCAAAAUCAAUGACGAGGGCAGCCUUAAACUGACCUUCCAGAAGCAAGGUUUGCCUCUGAAGCGCCCCCUGGAGGGCGAGGAGGGACCUCUUGCCCAGCAGCAGUACUUAGCCCGGCUACACGAAUUACAGAACGCGUCUGAGACCAGCCUAGCAGAUUACACCAAAACACAGAACAGCUAUCCACAAGUACUGCCAGAGCAAAUGCAACUGAAUGGAGUUAUAGAUGGACAGCCGGUAAUGAAGAAGAAGAGAGGACGGCGGAAGAAUGUGGAGGGGAUGGACCUGCUGUUCAUGAACAGAAACAGGCCUCCUCUGAUGGCAGAGCAGGCUCCUGCUGGCUGGAGUGGCAGUGUUGCCAGUACAUCCGCUCCCCCUGGACUGAGCACACCUCAGGGGCUUAGCACCCUUGAUACAGAUAGUCGCGUUCCCGUCAUUAGCCUCAAAGAUGGGACGCGACUAGCUGGAGAAGAUGCUCCAAAACGGAAAGAUCUUGACCAGUGGCUAAAAGAACACCCAGGCUUCGUGGCAGAUGUUGGAGCUUUCAUUCCUAGUGCAAACAAGCCGCAGUUUCAAGAUGACAGACCAAAACAGAAGAGACAUCGCUGCAGAAACCCCAACAAAAUUGACAUCAACAGCCUGACUGGAGAAGAGCGAGUACAGAUCAUCAACAGGCGAAAUGCUCGCAAGAUUGGUGGUGCAUUUGCUCCUCCUCUGAAAGAUUUAAGCCGGUUCCUGCAGGAGAAUCCAGAGUAUGGGGUCCCACCAGAGUGGGCUGACGUUGUUAAACAGUCUGGUUACCUUCCUGAAAGUAUGUUUGACCGCAUCCUGACCGGCCCCAUCGUUCCUGAAGAAGUGAGCCGACGAGGUCGACGUCCCAAAAAUGCUUUGGCUAAAGCAGCCACUGUGGCCAGUCCCAGUGCCAACGCCGCCCUGGGGCUCAACCCACUCCUAACAAACGGCCUCCUCGCCGGGCUGGACCUGCCUAGUCUUCAAGCUCUUCAGCACAACCUCCAGAGCCUCCAGUCUCUCCAACUCACCACUGGCCUCAUGGGACUGCCUCACGACCCCACCAACAUGGCCGCCAUGUUUCCGAUGAUGCUGUCUGGAAUGACCGGGCUGCCGAACCUCCUCGGAAUGAGUGGUAUCCUUGGAAAACAGGAAGCGGCGGGUGUGGCUUUGACGAGCAACGAGGACAGGAAAAAGAAGACACCCAAAGGGCCGGCUGAGACUUUGAGUCCGAAUGGCAAAGCGGAAAGGACAGAGGGUCAAAGCUCCAAAGCCACCACCUCGAUGGCCGCCAACACAAAUCAAACAAGUGCUUCUGCUUCAGGCCACUCACUGGCCCUCAACCCCCUUCUCCUCUCUAGUAUGUUCUACCCAGGGAUGCUUCUUACUCCAGGCCUUAACCUGCCUGUGGCCAAUCAGCCGCAAGCUGCAAACACUCAGCCAACCCCACCGCUGCAAACUGCUGCCUCUGAAGCCACGGCCCAGCUGCCCAGCCACUCAGAGGACAAAGACAGCGAUGAUGGGGAGGAGCCAGACGAAAAGAAGGAUACCAGUGGUCCAGAGGGCUCGGCCAAGGCAGAGUCAUCCUCCUCCGGGUCCGACAGCUCCUCCUCGUCAUCCGAGGAUUCCGAUUCCAGCGACGAAGACUGAGUCUUUAUACAUGUAUAAAUAAAUAUUAUAUAUUUAUAUACAUCUCUUAGAAAUGUAUACAUAUAAACACAUAUAGGAGUUAUCCUGCAUUUACUACAUCAUGUUUUUGUUUCCAUGUAAAUAUAAUAAAUAAUGUGUUGUGUAAUGAAGAUGAAAAAACAAACAAACAGAAAACGGAGAUCCUAGAGAAACAGAAAUGAGAUUUCAGUGUUUGUUUAGGUACAAUGUCGUUUCGAAGAGACGUUUUGCAUGUGGGAAAAGAAAAAAAAAACUUUGUGAAAUUGUAUUACACCAUGAUGUAAAAUUGCAACAGACAAGAAGCAAAAACUAAAAGGCAUUAUUGUUAUAGCUAUGUCAGGAUUUAAUUUUAUUAAAGAAAUGAGGAUGCUGUUGCUCAUUGCAGAGCUGUAUAAUUAAUAUAUUUUGUUUUGGGAGAAAGAACACAUCGACUGUUUGGGUUUCAUUUGUAAAUACUUGAGCAGGAUCCUGAACACACAGACUUCACAGAGCAUACCUACAGAUCCACAGCAAUAACACACAGGCAGCUUAUGAAUGUCACUGAAGCUGUAGAGACCCUGCGUUCGUUCGUUCGUUCUUUCAUUGAUUCAUUUAUCCAUCACACAAGUUCUUGUUCAUUCACUUCUCUUGGGAUUUGUGCAUCUGUUUACUGUCCCAGACACACUGCAUCCUGCCCAAGGUCUGUUCUUUCUUUACUGUUUCUAUUAUUUUAUUCCUUUCUUUCCUUUCCAUUUGUUUCUUUCUUCCUUUUUCUUUCUUUCUUUUAAAUUCUCUUCAUACAGCUAUUUUACCCAAAGAUUUGAGUUUUGUACAUGGGUGCAGGCGAUCCAUCUUGCUGUACAGUGACGUCUACAGUGAUCCAGACAUUCUUUUAGGAAUACAUUCCUUACAAUGCCUGAAAUCGGUGUGCGUGCAUGUUUCCGGCAAACAUAACUCUUGGUUCUUUUUCAGACCACUUCUUUCACAUCCAUAUAUUCAUGUUUCUUUUAGCGUUCAGACAGCACUGUGUGUGUGUGUGUGUGUGUGUGUGUGUGUGUGAGUGAUGUUCUGUGCAUAUGAACACUGUUGCCUCAAUUUGCAUGAAAAUCUAUGUGUCCAAGGUCCUGUUGGCCUCACAUAUAAACCCCCUUGUGACAAACAGCAGUGCGUAUAGCCUCUCUUUUCCACAGACUGCUACAGUAUUGUCAUAUUAGUUGGUAAAAUUGAGAGGAAUUCAAGCAUUUGCAGUAGCAUUUCAGUUACUUGAUCAGUGCGCAUGAAGUCCUCAGAAUUGAUAGUAGGGUUGUUAAAUGUUAUAAAGGUCAAAAAUCACACGUUCCUUUAGUCUGACAAAAUACGUCUGUAAUUUUGCAGAUCCACGUAGUCGCCUCGCUGCUGUUAGGUGUAAAUGACUGAUCUAGAAGUGUCCUUAUGCCAUACUUCAGUGUCUGUCCCUCAUAAUACGUCGCAAUCCAGCACCUCGGCCAACACGAUGAACCUCAUUGGCGUUUUGAAUCAGGACGUGUAUGUGAUUUGAUUUCUGUUACAUGUGCUGAUGUGCUUGUUCUAGACUGUUAGGCUCAUUUGAUUCAUGCGAGUCUCUGCUGCGUCACGUUAGUUCAUAUUCAGGUUCGGCUACUGAAGUAUUUCCAUUUGUGAUGCAAAUUUCUUCGGGAUGCACUGCACAAUGCAACUCUCUUUGCCUGUCUCACUAGUGAACACAAUUAAUGGUCUUUCCAAGCAUGUUUGAUUUCAUUCAUGUUUUCACACAGAUGCCCUCUCUCUUAUCUCUCUGAGUGUAAUUUUGCCUCAUUAGAUGUUCUGAAUGCCAUCUCCUCUCCACUGUGGCAUCAGAGCUCCCUCUUUCCAGUUAGUUCGUGCUGAGCCACGCACUUUGAAACUGUGUACAGGUAUUGCUGCUUUCCACUUCUUCCCAAAACCGCACAUGAAACUUAUAUAGAUCCUCUUUUUUUGACAGCGUUAGCAUCUCAUUUAACUGAAUGAUGUUCUGAGAAGAAUUGCAGGUUUGACUGAGAAUUGGACAUUUAUGUCGAUUUUCUUUCUUUUUUUAUCAUAUGUACAUUAAUUCAAUAUUUUGGUUGUAUUUCAUGUUGCAUUAUGAACCGCUGGACUACUGACCAGAAUCAGGGCAAGAUUUGCCGUUGUGGCACAAAGACAAUGACAUCCAUCAUGCAACAGCAAAUGAAAUAGAAAUACACUACUGCAAAUAAACGUUUGUUUUCAAUUAUGUGAAUGAUUGAAUUGACAGACUCAUAUGUUUCCAUGGCUUAUUUUGUUUCAUAUUUUCAAUAUUU